Ipomoea triloba (trilobed morning glory) is the source of this 1424-nucleotide messenger RNA. Its product is annotated as RPM1-interacting protein 4-like. The transcript has 4 exons. The record is from RefSeq and is a predicted model, not a curated record. NCBI's taxonomy places the organism in Eukaryota, Viridiplantae, Streptophyta, Magnoliopsida, Solanales, Convolvulaceae. The coding region runs from base 192 to 1088 and encodes 298 amino acids.
ACCGGUCAUCUUCUACACUCUCUCUCUCUCGUCUCCCAGUCUCCACGCUUGUGUCUCGGUCUUCCAUGGCGACUUGGCUCCACCGCUCCAGUGACCAAUUAAUAGAGGAGAGAUCCUGAGGUGCUACCCAUAUCACUCUCUUUCUAAACUACUGCACUUGAAGAGGUGAAAGAACCCUAAUUUCCUACAAAAUGGCACAGCAGCAUUCACCAAUCCCAACUUUUGGCAACUGGGAAAGUGAAGGAGAUGUCCCCUACACUGUCUAUUUUGAAAAUACUAGAAAAACUAAAAAAGGUUCCAAGAUGAAUCCUAAAAAUCUGCAAGAAGAUUCUGAAGCAGAACCUAAAGGUCAUAAGAGACGGGAUGCUCCAAGGCCAAACCAUGGGCACCACACUGGCAAGGAUGAUGCCGUGUUAAAUAGAUCAACUGGCUCACCUCGUCAUCAACAUGGCGUAAAAUUGCAAAAUGAGAAAUUAGAAUCUGAACAAAAGAGACAAGAGGCAUUGCAAACAAGGCAUGUGCGGCAGCUGAAUCAAGAUGAAGGAUACUUGAGAAAUACUGAUUCUUCCCUUCGUAAUGCAAAUGCUGCAAGAAAAACUCCUUUUGAGUCGCCUCAACAUCUUUAUGGGGGCUUAAGUGCCGGUGAUACCACAAAGAAAGCCUCCCGUCAGAGUAUGGAGUCUGACCACAGCAAUGAACAUUCACCACUGCACCCUCAUUUCAAUGUAAGGACUGGAGUGAAAGGAGGUGGAGUUUCCUCUCCUUCGUGGGAAAGAAAGGGUUCAUCUGAAGGUGGCCAUGGUGUAGCUCCCUUCACCCCUGGAAGAUCCCGGUUGAGAUCAAUUACAAAAGGUGAUGACACGCCUGAUCAUGGUCUUGCUGUUCCCAAAUUUGGUGAUUGGGAUGAAACUGAUCCUGCAUCAGCGGAAGAGUAUACUCAAGUAUUUGAGAAGGUACGGGAGGAAAAGCAGAGUGGGGCAGAAAAGGUACCUAGUAUGCCAACUGAACCAUCUUAUUCAAACAGUGAGAAGCGAUAUGGAAAUGGAAAUAGUAAGGGGUGUUCAUGCUUUUCGUGGAUUAGAAGCUAAGGUGAUAAAGCUCCUAAUGGAAGAAUAGACGUAAUGUGAUCCAUGUAUACUGCAUAUCAGUAUAUCGCUUGGAAGUUUGGGUUUUGUGUAUGGCUAGCUUUCAAGUGCAAGCAUUCUUUCCUUUGUCCACCAUACCCAUUAUGGCUUCAUCUUUUGAACUAGGUACUAGAAUCUGGUAAUGUUGUGUAUUGUGAGAGGUAUUUUAUAUGUGAAUUCAUUUACUUCACCUCAAUAAAUUUUAUUCUUUGUAUCAUUAGAGUGUAAAAUUUGGAAAUAGAAUAAUAUGUAACUGUACAAAUGUUGUUGGUAUAUUUAUGUUUUUUUUUUCUUGGUCUA